This is a messenger RNA of Emericellopsis cladophorae, 4251 nucleotides long. RefSeq lists its product as uncharacterized. The record is from RefSeq and is a predicted model, not a curated record. Bases 1 to 4251 code for a protein of 1416 amino acids. The transcript has 3 exons. Lineage: Eukaryota; Fungi; Ascomycota; Sordariomycetes; Hypocreales; Bionectriaceae. Gene Ontology annotation, molecular function: protein binding.
AUGCCGUCCAAUCUACCUUCAAGCUUUGCCUCAGCUGCUGCAGGCCAGAACGCGACUCGAGGUGGUCGAGGGGUAGGCAGUGACUGUACUGAGAUCUCGGCUGCCGCCGCGCAGCCCGUAUACGAAGUGAGUCCCGCGAGAUACAAGAAGGACGACCUCCUCGCCAUGGCACAAGGAUCCCGGUCGCCGCGCGACGUGUCUAGCUUGCUGCACGCGGAAUGGAACGCCGGCCACGCGAACGGGGGCGCCAACCCGCGAGCCUGGGGGAAAAGCAACGAGAACCACAUACCACAAGAACCAGGCGCAUGCUGGGACGACGAGGGCGGCAGCACCGCGCUGGGGCUGCAGAAUUUGACGGCGGAUGAACAGGAAGCCUUUAUGGGAGACGUCAACUCCACCGUGAAACCCCCCACAUUAAACAAAGACGGCACCAAUUCAGCCGGUGUCAACGGCCGCAAGGCCUCCUUGUCGCAGGGCGCUGGGAACAACUUUGGACUCGGCUCCCCUUCCUCGGCAACUCGACCUGGCACGAGAAGGAGGGAGACCUCUGACGCCAACCAGUUCGGGCUGAGCUCACCCACGGCCGGUGCUGGGCGUGGCGGGCGUGAUGAUCCUCCCUGGUUUUCGCGUCGGAACACGACCGACGUCAAGGAAUCGACGUCGGAGGAUGCGGAGGCUGAGUCGCAGGGAGGUCGACAGUUGCCCAACCCCAUAGGCAGCUUAAUGCGUACCAAUACCUCUGGUAGCGCGGGCAUUGGAGGGAUAUGGAACUCUUCGCAACCCAGCACGCCCAGCGCCACAGGCGGUUUCGGAAACUUUGCCCUUGGGGGCGCGGUGGGCGAGAAGCGCGCAGCUGCCCUCAGCGGCGGAGGCAGUCGCCUUGCCCAUCUGAUGCCCAAGGACGCUGAGAAUACGCCCGGUCGGCACGCUGACAGCCAAGGUCAAGGCCAGGAUCAGUCGGCUCUCAACCAGUCAUCCUGGCGCUCUCGCCAGCGUACCGACACGGAUCCCUUUGGCGAGGACCUGCCGACAGGCAGUGCCGCCUUGGGUGGUGCUCAGGAUACUGGCCCGCAGGCUAGUCGUGCUGGAACCCUCGGUACACCUGUGAAAGGAUCCGCGGGCGACUUUGGAAUGUCUGGUCUAAACCUUGGUGGCCAUCAAGAGAACGGCCCCGCCAGUCCCUCCGAGACGAAUCCCUUCCGCAGCCCGCCCACAGAUCGCCAGGAGCGUGACGACGAUGACGGCGCGGGCGGAGUCAACAAGCCAUACCAAGGUUUCGGGCAGGAUGUUCCUGGCUACAACCCACUACAGCGCGCUUUUGGCGGGAAUCUGGAAGGUCACGACAGAAGUCAGACGUCCAGUGCAACUGGCCGAGGCUUUCCCCUUGGACAUGUCUCGGCUUGGGGUGCCCCUGGUACAGCCACCCCGGACCGUGAGCGCGCUGGCUUUGGCGGUGCGCCUUUCUCGCCGGCCGCUUUCAACAACCCCGACAAUGCGCCAUCACCUGGGCUGGGCAACAUGAGCAGCUUCUUUGGCAGCGGUCCUAGCGCUGGACCAGGUGCUAUUGGAACCAACAGCAUCGGCCGUGGCAGCAAGAUGGGCUCCCUCUUCCCAGCUGCCAUGCAGGCGCAAAUGCAGCAGGCGCACGAGCAACAUGAAUCGAUGGGAGAAGCGGGUGCGGAUCCUCGCCUAGCCGCUCAACUGGGAGCCAUUGGACGCAACAACUUCCCUGCGCCAGGGCGCGACUCGGAGAGUCCUAUGCGCUCCGGACGCGGAGGAUUUGAGAAUCUGUUCCCCUCUAUGGAUCCCAAUCGCGCCCAGCACGGCCAGCUCUCACUACAAAAUAUGUUCGAUGCGUCCGAUCUGGGCGGCAUGGGACCAGUGCCUCAGUCUUUCACUCCUGUCAGCGGCAGCAUGCCCUUUGGAGGUGGGAGCCAGCCCGGUAUGGAACAGCAGCAGCAAUCGGCCAGAACCAUGGUCAUGCCCGACCGUAUGCGCUGGGUGUAUCUCGAUCCCAAGGGCGUCGUUCAAGGCGCCUUUACUGGCCUUGAGAUGAAUGAUUGGUACAAGGCCAAUUUCUUCAGCCCCGAUUUGCGCGUCAAGAAGGUGGAGGACGUCGACUUUGAACCUCUGGGACAGCUCAUCCGACGUAUAGGAAAUUCGAGAGAGCCGUUCCUAGUGCCCCAGGUGGGCGUCGCCCACGGCGAUCCAUCGCCUGCCGCUGCCUUCCCUCCCAGCAACACCGGUGGUGUCGUGCCACCACUCCACAACCUAUUCCCCAGCUUCGGCCGAACCUUGACUGCCGAGGAACAGAAUAACCUCGAGCGACGUAAGCAAGAGGAGCAGAUUGUGCUCGCGCAACAGAGGGACUUUGCCAUGCGCCAGCAGGCCAUGGCCAGGUUCCCCGGACAGCCAGGGCUUCAGCAUCACUCGAGCGCGCAAAGCCUCCAGAGUCAACCGAGCUUCGGCAACAUGGCCCAGGGACAAAUGGGUCAGCAGCCCGGCGGCAUGCAGAAUGCUUUUUUUGAUCAAGCUGGCGAGGGACACGGCGCCCAGGGGCUCUCUAGUCGUGAGUUCCCUUCUGGUGCCGAGGAUCUGACCAACAUGUCUCAGCAUGACCGUCAGAUCUUGGCCGACCUCGCCAGCGAUGAAUCCUCCACACAGGCCAUUGCUGCAGCUGUCGCGGAAUCCAGCCUCCAUGGCGUCUACCAAGAUCUUGACGAUCUGGCUAACGACCCGGAGGGAUUCAAGCAACGACUCAACGAAUUCCACCAGCUGCGUGCGGAGCGGGAGACUCAAGACCCUGCCCACCAGGCUGACCCCGCCCGCGCUGCUGCCGAGGCUGCCCAAGCGGCCGACGCCGCAGCCUCUGCCCAACAAGCCCCCCAGGAAGUGCCAGAGGGCGAAGAGGAGCUCGCGCCCAAGGCGUCCAAAGCGCCUCGACCCAAGGGCAAGGGCAAGCCAAAGUAUGUGCAGGACCCGAACCUGUCCUUGACGCAACAGGUGCAGCAGACACAAGCCGCUGCUGCUGCUGCCAUCGAGGACAUUGAACCCGGCAUGCCAAGGCCCUUUCCUCCGCCAUCUUCCACAACGCCGCUUCCUGCGCCCACGGCCCAGCGCGUCCGCUCCAACCUCCCAGACCAGUACAACCGCUCUCGCUCGACCAGCCCCGCUGAGACACAGCCCCCACCAACCGCUCCCUGGGCCAAGGACUCUGGUAACAGUGAGGGAUCCAAGGGGCCUUCCUUGAAGGAGAUCCAGGAGGCUGAGGCUCGCAAGGCGGCCAAGGCUGAGCAGGCUGCAUCCGCCAUCCGCAAGGCCGCCCUGGAACAAGAGGCUGCUGUCCUCCGAGAGAAGGAGAAGAACGCAGCCGCCGUUGCCGCCGGUCUGCCUGCCUCGAGCACCUGGGGCCAUGCGUCACCUGUCGACCCUGGCAGCCCUUGGACGAAACCUGGAGCGAGCAAGCCCACUGCUGGCGUGUCCGUCACACCUGUGAGUGCAAGCAAGAAGACACUCGCUGAAAUCCAGGCCGAGGAAGAGCGCCGGAAGCAAAAGGCCAAGGGAUCGGCCGCCCCGAGCGGAGGUGCGCCGCCGAGCACCUCCAAGAGCUACGCCAACCUUGCCGGCAAGCCAGGUCAGCCUGCCCCCCCUAGCGGUUCUGCCGCGGCGGCUGCCUCUGCUGCUGCACCCCCGCCUGGGGCUGGCUGGGCGACGGUCGGCGCCGGUGGCAAGGUCAAGGCACCCGUCGGGCCAUCUACCGGGUCUCCUGCUCGUGCCGUCAGCGCUACCUUGUCGAAGCCCGCCAACGUGCCCUUGAAGCCCAUGUCGCGGCCAGGUCCCGCAGCCGCCAGCGCCAACAGCAACAACACGAACGCUGCCUUGGACGAGUUUCGCAGGUGGUGCCACCGCGAGCUCAGCCGCGGCAUCAGCGUCAGCGAUGUGUCUGGUUUCGCGUCCAACCUCGAGGCGUUGCCUCUGGAGCCUGACUUGAUCGCCGACGCCAUCUACGCCAACUCUACCAUCAUGGACGGACGUCACUUUGCGACCGAGUUUGUCCGGCGCAAGAAGCUGGCCGACCGAGGCGUCACUGAGAAGGGCCCCGCCACGCUCUCGGAGAACAAGGCGAGCAUCUCAACCGGUGGCUGGAGCGAGGUCGCCAAGAAGACGGGCGGCAAUGUGGCAUCGCCUGCCGAUGAGCCUACACCUGUUGGCUUCAAAGUCGUCGCAAGCAAGAAGAAGGCCAAGAAAUAG